AUGACUCCGAUCACUAAGCCGUUCUCAGGCGACGUCAAGAUCAAGAACGAGGACAGCGUGAAGCAGCUGAACGCCGUGCCCCUCAGCGGCAACCAGGAGUUCGACACUGACAACGGCAAGAAGGCCAUCAGGAUCGAGAUCAGCAGCGCCUCCUUCACCAACAUGGGCAGCCUCAGGAGGUCCAGGAAGACCACCCUGGAUGCUAACAGGCACCUGUUGUCCGGCAGCUUCAGCCUCGACAACGUCAACGUGAGAGCGAACUACAAGCUCUCCAUCGACAAGAUCGGCGAGGCCCCCGCCAACACGGCCACGGGCCAGGCCUCCUUGUUGGCGCAGAAGGUCUUCGCCGAUUUCGUGUUCAUGGUUGACGCCAACGGCCUGCCGGUGGGCAUCCAGUCCUGGAGAGCUCGCGUGGGAAGGCGCACAUACCUCGGAACCCCAAACCUCAACGGAAAUCCUUACAAGGAUGUGUUCAACAGCGUCCUGGACAGCACUCUGAGGAGCCUCGUGGAGAGAGUCGUCGAGAAGGACUUGUACAACCUCGUGAACAACCAGGUCGUUGGGGAAAUGGAACUGCAGUAGACGGCGCCCGAGAAUAGGACAACAAACAGGCGGCGGCGCAUUCAUGUCCUCGACAUGUUUUGCGACGACCGAUCAGCUGACGAUCUACGAUACGAACUGAUUCUUGCUUAUGUUCUUGCUCUUAGGCCGUCUACUUUGUAUACUUUGGUGAAAGUGUAUCAUCAGUUGACGUUUUCUUAUAUAAUGUGAUAACUAGAUUGUCCAUCAGUUUCCUGAAUAAAUAUAUC
Penaeus vannamei (Pacific white shrimp) is the source of this 809-nucleotide messenger RNA. The record is from RefSeq and is a predicted model, not a curated record. Lineage: Eukaryota; Metazoa; Arthropoda; Malacostraca; Decapoda; Penaeidae.